CUGGAGUAGAAAGAAGCAUAGCAGUAUCAUGGAAGACGAGUUCCGAUAUGGUUCUGACAAGCAAUGCUAGAGGACCCGUAAAAUAAAUUGCAACCUCGCUGGAUAAUGCUGGAUAACACUGGAUAUCGUGGAAGAUAUUACUGCACUGAAAAGAAAGAUCAUCUUGCGUAUGUCUGCCUCCAACAUCUAGCGAUGGAGGAAGCAUGUGGAGACAAUGAUGCUACCUGCAUUUAAGGUUGGAGUGAGAUGCCUACAGAGUCUUCCUAAGCGGGGUGACAUGUGCUUGUGUUGGAGUGAGUUAUUGGACUGAUGGUUAAUGGCCAACUCACCCAGCGGUAGUUAUGGUAGACUUAUCUACGCGCCGCGCCUACAUGAUAACACUUCUGAACAGUGGCGAUAACCACAGCGUGGACAAUGUCUUCUACACUCCAGAAACUGAUCACCCCCCUGGCAGAGGGACCCGCUGACCCCCCCAGGAACAAGGUCACCGUGGUGGGAGUCGGCAUGGUGGGCAUGGCCUGUGCCGUUAGCGUCCUGCUCAGGGACCUGGCUGAUGAGCUGGCCCUGGUUGACGUGAUGGAGGACAAGCUGAAGGGAGAGAUGAUGGAUCUGCAGCACGGCAGCCUCUUCCUCAAGACACCCGUCAUCGUGGCCGACAAGGACUACGCGGUGACGGCCAACUCCCGUGUGGUGGUGGUGACGGCCGGCGUGCGUCAGCAGGAGGGCGAGAGCCGCCUGAACCUGGUGCAGAGGAACGUCAACAUCUUCAAGCACAUCAUCCCCCAGAUCGUCAAGUACAGCCCCAACUGCAUCAUCGUCGUGGUCUCCAACCCAGUGGAUGUCCUGACCUACGUGACCUGGAAGCUGAGCGGUCUGCCCAAGCACCGCGUGAUUGGCAGCGGCACCAACCUGGACUCGGCCCGCUUCCGCUACCUGAUGGCCGAGAGGCUGGGCAUCCACUCUAGCAGCUUCAACGGCUGGAUCCUGGGAGAGCACGGAGACACCAGCGUGCCUGUGUGGAGCGGCACCAACGUGGCCGGCGUGAACCUGCAGAAGCUGAACCCUGACAUGGGCAGCGACGGAGACAAGGAGAACUGGAAGGACGCCCACAAGAUGGUGGUCGACAGUGCGUAUGAGGUGAUCAGGCUGAAGGGCUACACCAACUGGGCCAUUGGCCUGAGCGUGGCCGACCUGACCGAGUCCCUGGUCAAGAACAUGAACAGGGUGCACCCCGUCUCCACCAUGGUCAAGGGCAUGUAUGGCAUCGACGAGGAGGUGUACCUGAGCCUGCCGUGCGUGCUGAACAGCACCGGCGUGUGCAGUGUGGUCAACAUGACGCUGACAGGAGAGGAGAUCGGGCAGCUGAAGAAGAGCGCAGACACCCUGUGGGGCAUCCAGAAGGAUCUCAAGGACCUGUAGACUACUACUACUGCUGUGUCAACUACUGUCCCUACUUACCUGCUAUAUAUGUGCUCACACAGACCCACACACACACACACACACACUCACACACACGCUAAACAUACAGGUAUACCAGCGUUUUAGUCUGAUACUCCAAAAACCUGAUGUGCUCAGUUUUACGUAGCUACACUCCUGCCAUAACUGAGUGAUCCACUCUCUGUCCACAAACUCUCCCACGCUCCUGUUUUAAAAUAUCACUCCGAAACCUCAAACACGCCGCGCGUACGCACACACACACACACACACACACACACGCACAUGCACGCACAUGCACAGACGCCCACACACUUACACACACUCCUAGCUGUCAUGGAAGGCGGAUGCAAGAGUCUUGUACUUCCGUCCCGUUCCCCAUUCUUUGCCCGUAGGCCUCCAUACAUGUAUUUGAUGUGAUCGAUCUAUUGCUAUUGGUUGUGGUAUUGUUUUGCUUAAAUGGUCCGUGUUAUUUUUUCAAAUUGCAAAGAAACAAACAAGCUAUGAAACGUACAAGUACUCCCCGCUGACGUGGGGACGAUAUGUCGGAUGAUAUCCGUCUCACUCAGCUGUGGCGAGUACUUAGGAACAAGUCAAGUCAAUUGCGUAACGAACAAGAGACGAAUGUAUAGGCUUUAGCAUUGUAACAAUUGAAAUCCUCCCUUCAAGGCAAAUGCAGCUACUCUGGUGAUAGGCUUUUCCAUGCACCCUAUGCCUCAAAUACUCCUAUGGCUGCUCCAAUGUAGGGCCAGUGAGUUUUUCCAUCUCCUUUCACACUAUUCUACUCCAGUAGUGUGCUGCUCUAGUGUGCUCUACACAUGCACACACUGACACAAGACACAAACGCACACACUCAGUCAUACACACUAGUAGCGCUUCAUUGAUCCCGCGUGUGGAGGGAAGCGAUAUGUGUUCUCUCACACACACACACACACACACACACACACACACACACACACACACACACACACACACACACACACACACACACACACACACACACACACACACAGUUUAAUAGGGAGGUCGGCCAUAGUGGAGGUGAACAGAACAUUACCCUCUUGUUUUUUUUAUUUUCAAGAAAUCAAAAUGGAACCCGUUAGAUUGGCAUUCACAUUUGUUGAAUGAGUGUAAAGCUGACAUCAAUUAUGAUUAAGUUAAUAAACAUGUAAUCUGAAAUGUC
Molecule: messenger RNA, 2617 nt
Organism: Engraulis encrasicolus (European anchovy)
Lineage: Eukaryota; Metazoa; Chordata; Actinopteri; Clupeiformes; Engraulidae
Gene: ldhba
Product: lactate dehydrogenase Ba
Exons: 10
Coding region: 415-1419 (334 amino acids)
Biological process (GO): pyruvate metabolic process; lactate metabolic process
Cellular component (GO): cytoplasm
Molecular function (GO): L-lactate dehydrogenase (NAD+) activity
Source: RefSeq, a predicted model, not a curated record